AUGAACAAUUUGUGGGAUCAAAUUCGACGGUCUCAGGAUGAGGAUGAUGAAGAGAUGAUGGCCACUAACGCCAUUGUCAUGGCUGCAGUCGCUCAAGAAUCUGGAAACCAACACCGAGGGCGCGGUUCUCAUCCGGGUCGUGCACCAAAUGAGGAACGAUUUAGAGAAGAAAGGGGCAAAGGUAUGUUGGCCGACUACUUUGUCGAUCGGCCAGUGUUCAAAGAUGCGGAGUUCCGAACACGUUACAGGAUGAGUCUCAAUCUCUUCCAGCGUAUAUCUACUGACCUUUGCCAGUAUGAUCGUUACUUUGUUCAAAGGUCAGAUGCUACUGACAAAGUCGGACUGCUUCCGGAGCAGAAGAUGACAGCUGCCUUGCGAAUGCUUGCGUACGGUGCAAGGGCAGAUCAAUGUGCUGAGUAUUGUAGGAUGGCGAAAUCCACCUCCGUUGCAGCCCUUCAGCACUUCACACGAGGAAUUGUUGAUCUUUACUCAACAAAAUACCUCCGCGCUCCAACUGCAGCCGACCUCAGAUGA
This is a messenger RNA of Rosa chinensis, 534 nucleotides long. RefSeq lists its product as uncharacterized. The record is from RefSeq and is a predicted model, not a curated record. Lineage: Eukaryota; Viridiplantae; Streptophyta; Magnoliopsida; Rosales; Rosaceae. The coding region runs from base 1 to 534 and encodes 177 amino acids. The transcript has a single exon.